Messenger RNA from Telopea speciosissima, 1813 nucleotides. Its product is annotated as UBP1-associated protein 2B-like. Gene Ontology annotation, molecular function: RNA binding. The record is from RefSeq and is a predicted model, not a curated record. NCBI's taxonomy places the organism in Eukaryota, Viridiplantae, Streptophyta, Magnoliopsida, Proteales, Proteaceae. The transcript is spliced from 2 exons. The coding region runs from base 68 to 1474 and encodes 468 amino acids.
GUAGAAAAAAACCCUGUUUUCCAAGUUCCCCUUGUUUCUGCCUCUUCCAUUCUCUUCCUCUCCGCUGAUGGCGAAAAAGAGAAAGGUUGGCGAUGAGGUAGGCAUGUCCGUCACUGAACCUGAUUCGAACGAUGAGGAGGGAACAGAAGAAGAUGUAGAGGAGGAAGAGGAAGAGGAAGAAGAAAAAGAAGAAGAAGAAGAAGAAGAAGAAGAAGAAAAAGAGGAAGAAGACCCAACGAAGCUGCUGGAGCCUUUCAACAAAGAACAACUCAUCGACCUCCUUCGCAUGGCGGCCGCUAACGAUCCGAAAAUACUCGAAGAAAUCCACCGAAUCGCCGACCGUGAUCCUGCUCACCGUAAGCUUUUUAUCCAUGGACUUGGAUGGGAGACUACCUCUGAAAAGCUCUCUGAGUUCUUCUCUCAGUAUGGCGAACUCGAAGACUGCAACGUCGUCGUGGACAAGGUCACUGGUAAAUCCAAAGGUUAUGGAUUCUUGCUCUUCAAGCACCGUCAAAGCGCUCAAAAAGCCCUUAAAGAGCCUCAGAAAAAGAUUGAGUCUCGAAUGACUGCUUGCCAGCUUGCCUCCGCCGGUCCUGUCAAUAUGUCCCAUUCGAAUUCAGUUUCGCAUACGCAGCAGACGCAGCAUCCCUCACAAGAUACCCUACCGAGGAAAAUUUAUGUCGGUAAUGUGCAUUCAGAUAUUCCCGCUGAUCAAUUACACGCUUUCUUCUCCAAGUAUGGGGAAAUCGAAGAGGGUCCUCUAGGGUUUGAUAAACUGACGGGAAAAUCCAAGGGUUUUGCUCUUUUCAUCUAUAAGACCGUGGAAGGGGCGAGAAAGGCUUUAGAAGAACCGAACAAGAGUUUCGAUGGGCACCAAUUGUAUUGCCAGAAAGCGACCGAUAGCCACAAACAAAGGUCUGCUGCUGCCCCCACCACCGGAGGCAGCGGGACCACCCCUGGGAAUGUUCCGGGUGGUGGUGGCUUUAAUAAUUCCACAGGUUAUGGCUUCAAUGCACACGGUGGUGCUGGUUUUGGAGCACACGGUGGUACUGGUUUUAGUGCUCCAGAUGGGGCUAUGGCUCAGCAGGCUUCGGCCGCUCAAUUCUUAGGUCAGGGGCUACUUGGUGGAAACCUUCCGUUUGGUCCCGGGGUUCCUCCAAAUCAUCAGGCGGUGCUUGCUGUAUUGGCUGCUGCUGGGCAGAAUCCAGCUGCAUUUGGAGUAAAUCCUGCUGUUCUUGCAUCGUUGAAUCCAGCUUUUGCAGCUGCAAUGAAUUCGGCUCCACCACCUGUUGCACCUGCAGCACAAUCGACAAUGCCACAGGCAAUGCCGGGAUUUGGAAUGGGGAAUCCUGGUUAUCAGAACCAACAAGCUUAUCAAGUCAAUAACUCUUAUCAGAGUGGCCCAAUGGGACAGGGUCAUCAACCUAGGCCACAUUCUGCCGUUGGGCCAAUGGGAGGAUAUGGUGCUCGCUAGGUUUAAAUACAAUAUGGCCUAUCUCGCACCACCUGAUCACAUGAUCAAUUCGCACACUCGAUGACGGAUGAUGCCGUCAUAGUGAAUGAGGAGAUUCUCCGAUCAGAUUCUGAAUCUUGGACCAAUAAUUCCCACGUGUUCAAGUCUAUCGAGGAGAACUUCCCUCACAAUUUUCCACUGUAAGACAUUCUGAGCCACUUUUUCCUGGUUAUCCUUCUUAUUGUUUUUGCAUUUGAAUGCAUUUAAUCAUUCAGAUAUCUAACUGCUGGUGCCUAUGUUAUCUAAUUGUCAUAUAAAAUAUUUGUUAAGCGAGACUUCUAUCUUACAAUCUUGGGUACU